AUGUGUGUCCAACCCUUUCUACAGGAGACAUUAGAGAAGCAUCAGGAGGGUUUAAAGAGGCAAAGGGAAGCAGUGAAAUACAGACUGAAGAAGCUGGCAGCCCGACAAUCAGAAAUCACUAAAAAGUCCUCAGCGAUAAAGGAGAGUAUCGUGAGGAAAUAUAAGGAGAUCCAGGCCGUCCUGGACGAGGACCUGAGGAUGACCCUGUCCCAUCUGGAGAUGGAGGAACGGGCUGUUGUCUCCACUCUGGAUGGACUGAUGGAGAGGAACUGUUCUCUGAUCCAGGAUAUAGAGCAGGACCUGGCCAGACUCAGUGUGGCACUGGACCAGACCCUCACACCGCCUGAUUCUUUCUUUUCAUACGCUGAGCAGCAGGACAUGCAGACAGAAGACAGAGUGAUGAACCUGCUGAGCACAACAGACCCGAGUAGCGUGAACCUGGACGAGGCAAAAGCUGAACAGAUACUCAGCCUCACCAACAACAUGCUUCUGCUAAUCCGAUCACAGACGCCUAUAAUGAAGAAACUCAUCAAGAGCUAUUCCAGUGAGGUGUGUCUCGAUCCAGAGACAGCCCACCCAAAGCUCAUCAUCUCCCACCAAGGUGACAGUGCUACCUACACAAAUGACUGGCAGCAGCUCCCAGACCUCCCUGGACGCUUCGACACCACCCUCAAUGUCAUCAGCUUGCAAACUUUCAGCUUCGGCCGCCAUUACUGGGAGAUGGACGUGACUGGGAAAACUUACUGGGAGCUGGGCAUCACCUACCCAACCAUCCCUCGCAAGGGCACCACAGAGGACUGCUGGCUGGGCCGGGGCGGCGAUUCCUGGUGCGUGGAGUUCUUUGAUGGGGAGUACACAGCCUGGCACGGAGGAGUGCCCCGUCAGCUGACUUUCACCAAACGCUUUUGUCGUGUUGGUGUCAUGUGCAGCUUACCCACAGGACUGGUGACAUUUCUUGAGGCCGACAAGAUGGCGCCGCUGUUCUCGUUCUGUGCGGGAACCUUCUCAGAUGGCCUCCACCUGGCCCUGUGUCCUGGACAUGACCACAAUGGCACCAAUGCAAAUCCUAUUGUAAUAUGCCGUGCUCUUUCUCCCACCAGUGAUCUCUGAUGAGACCUUUUAAUCACUUUUAAUUACUACACAUUCAUUCCAGUGUGUGUCUUAAGCUUUCAGAUUAACAGAAAUAUGCAGACUAUUUUUUCAAAAGGGGCAAUUUAUCCUUAGAUGCACCUGGUCUGAGUUUGUGGAUCCAAAGUCUACAUUCAAACAAACAAUGGACUCUUUGCAAAUAUGCUCUCUGAGCUUGUGGGUUCAAUCUAAAGUGCAGGCUUGGGAAAUUUGCUCAAAACUCAGUUGAAUGAAUUUCAAAAAGAAAAAAUAUAUAUAUAAAUUUCAAAGGUGGCUGAGACAGUGAUAUUGAUUUUCAUGUUCAUAAUUAUUAAAAGUGAUUAGGAAUCGCUUUUUUUACUUGGUAGUAUUGUAUUUAUUUCCAUAGAUAACCAGGCAAUAGCACAGCUAAAAUCAAUAAUUCUGACUCAGCAGCUGGGACGGAUGCCAAACAACCUCCUCCGAAUCAAAGGUUAGUGUAUUUACAAGAGUGUGAGUGAUCUGCCAGGCAGCACACUAUCAUUUUACUCUUCUGGAUGUCGUCUGAUCCCCACCAUGAACUUUAAGCUCAUCUUCCUCUGCCUCUUCUUAGCGGUGCUGCUCAUACCUGCUGAA
Molecule: messenger RNA, 1722 nt
Organism: Platichthys flesus (European flounder)
Lineage: Eukaryota; Metazoa; Chordata; Actinopteri; Pleuronectiformes; Pleuronectidae
Product: probable E3 ubiquitin-protein ligase TRIML1
Exons: 5
Coding region: 1-1110 (369 amino acids)
Molecular function (GO): protein binding
Source: RefSeq, a predicted model, not a curated record